Penaeus monodon (black tiger shrimp) is the source of this 1381-nucleotide messenger RNA. Its product is annotated as rhodopsin-like. NCBI's taxonomy places the organism in Eukaryota, Metazoa, Arthropoda, Malacostraca, Decapoda, Penaeidae. Gene Ontology annotation, molecular function: G protein-coupled receptor activity. The record is from RefSeq and is a predicted model, not a curated record. The transcript is spliced from 2 exons. Gene Ontology annotation, cellular component: membrane. The coding region runs from base 16 to 1290 and encodes 424 amino acids. Gene Ontology annotation, biological process: G protein-coupled receptor signaling pathway; visual perception; phototransduction.
GACGCUAAUCUUGUAAUGUGGGUUGUAGCCGGCUAUAUAAGCCAAGAAUCCAUCCACAGGUUCCCAGUUUCUUGCAGGAACUCAAGCAGGAGUGUCUCGCACCGAAGUAGUUCUUCACUGAAAUUUCUUCGGGUCGAGGGAAGAUCUUUCAUCGUAAAGAUGUCUUGGAACCAACCACCUCAGGACACUGUCCUUCCAUCCACCAAUCCUUAUGGGAACUAUACAGUGGUAGACACAGUGCCAGAAAGUAUGCUCCAUAUGGUACAUUCUCACUGGUAUCAGUUCCCUCCCAUGAAUCCCCUCUGGUAUGGACUACUCGGUUUUUGGAUGGUGAUUAUGGGCUCGCUAUCCCUGGCUGGUAACUUCGUAGUCAUCUGGGUAUUCAUGACAACAAAAGCCCUACGAUCACCUGCCAAUCUUUUGGUCGUCAACUUGGCCAUCUCCGACUUCUUCAUGAUGCUUACCAUGACUCCUCCUCUUCUGGUCAAUGCUUAUUGGGGAACAUGGAUUCUCGGCGGAUUCUUCUGUGAGAUCUACGGUUUCCUUGGUUCCUUCUUCGGCUGCGUGUCCAUCUGGUCCAUGGUCUUCAUCACUGCUGACCGAUACAACGUCAUCGUCAAGGGAGUAUCUGCUGAACCUCUCACUUCUGGUGGAGCCAUGUUGAGGAUUGCUGGCACUUGGGGUUUCACUCUUGCCUGGUGCCUUCCUCCCUUCUUUGGAUGGAACCGUUAUGUACCUGAGGGUAACAUGCUUGCAUGUGGUACUGACUACCUGACGGAAACUGAACUCUCUAGGAGUUAUCUGUACAUCUACUCAGUGUGGGUAUAUCUUUUCCCUCUUGCAUAUAUCAUCUACAGUUAUACCUUCAUUGUUAAGGCUGUUGCUGCCCACGAGAAGGGAAUGCGAGAACAAGCCAAGAAGAUGGGAGUAAAGUCCCUGAGAAGCGAGGAAGCCCAAAAGACCUCAGCUGAAUGCCGUCUGUGCAAGGUUGCCCUCAUGACCGUCACCCUGUGGUUCGUGGCAUGGACCCCUUACUUCAUCAUCAACUGGGGAGGAAUGUUCAACAGGCCCAUGGUCACACCUCUUUUCUCCAUCUGGGGUUCCGUCUUCGCCAAGGCCAACGCCGUCUAUAACCCCAUCGUGUACGCCAUCAGUCAUCCUAAGUACCGAGCUGCCCUUGAGAAGAAACUACCUUGCCUUGCCUGUAACACUGAGGGCAAAGACGGUGGUGGCUCUGAUGCUGGAUCCACUGCCACUGCCCAGAGCACAGAGAAGGCUGAGUCUGCCUAAAUACUUACUUUGGAUAUUCAGAUGAUAAAGUGUCUUAAAGGUUUUCUCCCCCAAACUCCUGUUAGUUAGAAUAAACAUUCCCAGCAUCGAA